Molecule: messenger RNA, 284 nt
Organism: Zonotrichia albicollis (white-throated sparrow)
Lineage: Eukaryota; Metazoa; Chordata; Aves; Passeriformes; Passerellidae
Source: RefSeq, a predicted model, not a curated record
CAGGGAAAAGGAGCGGGAGCAGCUCUCUGCCUUACGGAAACACCACGAGGAAGAGAUUCACCACCACCAGAAAGAGAUUGAGCGUCUGCAGAAAGAAAUCGAGCGCCAUAAGCAUAAGAUCAAGCAGCUUAAAGAUGACUAAGCUGGUGCUGUUGUUGAAUGUGCAUGGCCAAUACUGAUCAUGGUGUAAAUCAGCGUGAAGACUGUAUUUUUUGGUCAACAUAAUCCAAAUCCAUACAAUUAUGGUCUGCAACAACAUCAAAUAAACUACUCAGUCUCACUUU